GAACACUUGUACAUAAAAUAAAAUGCAAAGUCUGAGAUGUGAUAUACUUCAUGCCUUCUCCCUGUCUAUGUGUAUGCAGAAGAACAUAUAUGAAUGGGUGAGGGACCAUUGCCUCCACCACAAAUAUGUAUGCACAGACGCAGACCCUCACAAUGCCUCACAGGGAUUUUUCUUCUCCCACAUUGGUUGGCUCCUGGUCCAAGAACAUCCUGACUGCACUGAAAAGAAACAGAAACUCAGCCUGUCUGACCUGACGACAGAUAAAGUGGUUAUGUUCCAGAAACGACAUUUCGUGGUGUCUAUGCUGGUCCUCUGGUUCCUCUUGCCGAUGCUGGUUCCCUGGUACUUCUGGGGUGAAUCCUUGGUUGUGGGGUGCUUUGUCCCUGGGCUCCUCAGACAUGUUGCAGUCCUAAAUGCCACCUGGCUUGUAAACAGUGUUGCACACAUGUGGGGCAACAGACCUUAUGACAAGAACAUCAACCCAAGGGAAAACAAGUUUGUUUCUUUCAGUGCCAUAGGAGAAGGCUUCCGUAACUACCACCAUACGUUCCCCUACGACUAUGCUGCAAGUGAGUUUGGCAGCAGGCUCAACCUCACCACUGCCUUUAUAAACCUCAUGUGCGCGUUGGGUUUGGCCAAAGACCCAAAGACGGUUUCCAAAGAAACAAUCGUUGCUCGCAUGCGGCGAACGGGUGACGGCAACAACGAGUCAAACAGCUGCAAGUGACACAACGUUGUAUUAAGAUGGUGUCAUUUUACUCAUCGGGUGGUCUUCUCAAGACUGAUUUUUAUCUAGUGUAACAGUGUAUUUUUCUUCUUUCCUUUUAAAAACAUAAAAAAGACUUUUAGACCCUCGAGAGCAGAGUCAGUUGGACACCAUGUUUGUUGUAUGGAUGCACGGGAUUAUCAGCUUCAUGAUUUCUACUGCUGACAUUUGACUUAUUGAUUUCCAUCAGUCCACUGAAGAUUAAAGACAACAUCACCAUUUGCACAUAAGGAUGCUACAAAAAUCAAGAGACCUUCUUCUUCUUUCCUCCAGCUGCAAACAACCAAAUCAGUAGUUUGUCUCUUUUUAAGAAUGACUUGCUACACUGAUAAAGGCACUUUGUUCUUGAUUUUCAGACUUUUUUUAUUGUUGUUUUUUGUAUGUAUGAACCUUGAGCACGCACCAAAUUCUUUGCACACCAGAAUGGACUUCUUGUUUUUUUUUUAAAUUUUGGAGCACUGUAAAACUAUUCACAUUCCGAAUAAAAAUAAAUAAAUAAUGUAAAUUUAAAAAAAUGAAAUAAAAGGAAGA
This is a messenger RNA of Haplochromis burtoni (Burton's mouthbrooder), 1297 nucleotides long. RefSeq names its product stearoyl-CoA desaturase b (gene scdb). Gene Ontology annotation, cellular component: endoplasmic reticulum membrane. Gene Ontology annotation, molecular function: palmitoyl-CoA 9-desaturase activity; stearoyl-CoA 9-desaturase activity; iron ion binding. The record is from RefSeq and is a predicted model, not a curated record. NCBI's taxonomy places the organism in Eukaryota, Metazoa, Chordata, Actinopteri, Cichliformes, Cichlidae. Gene Ontology annotation, biological process: unsaturated fatty acid biosynthetic process; response to fatty acid. The coding region runs from base 23 to 727 and encodes 234 amino acids. The transcript is spliced from 3 exons.